Molecule: messenger RNA, 1205 nt
Organism: Octopus bimaculoides (California two-spot octopus)
Lineage: Eukaryota; Metazoa; Mollusca; Cephalopoda; Octopoda; Octopodidae
Product: ciliary microtubule associated protein 1A
Cellular component (GO): cytoskeleton
Source: RefSeq, a predicted model, not a curated record
UGUACGUCAGAUGUCACGAAUCGAUUAUGACAUAUUUAUGAGAUCAACAGAUUUGGUAGUUCUAGAAUCUAUAUUGUUUGUUACAGAGUGAAAAAUCUAUUUUCUUAUAAUUUGUUGAGAUACAUUUUCAUAACUCUGCCUUUAUAUUUCUGUUUUCGAGAAACCCAAACAUAAAUCUAGAUUGCAAGACCCACUGCUUGUACAACAUGCCCCCACGACCCCCCAUGCCUCUACAAAUUGCUUGAAUUGAGGAUAUCCAUUUUUUUCCCCUGACCCAGUAUCAAGUGAGUAAAACUUCAUCAUGACUAUGUUUAUUCCGACUAAACCGCGGAGACCCGUGUAUGCAAGUUACACAAAUCCGGGUCCUUAUUAUAAAAUGAACCCUUUGCUGGGGGACAAGGGCCAUGACAAAAACAGUCUCUUUCCAAAGAGACCUGCUUAUUAUAUUGGUUUAAGAACACAGCAACGACUGAUCACAGAUACCCCCGGCCCUUGUUAUUUGUUAGACAAUCCAAGUGUAUACCGUGAUGGCCUGAAAAGUACCCCAAAGUACUCAAUUAAAAGCCGAAGAGAAGAACACAACGUAGACAAAACUCCAGCACCCGGUGACUACGAUGUGAUAAAGUGUACACUGUCAGGUGCCGUGUACCCCAGCCAACCAAGGUGCAUCUUUGGAAAAUCUUCAUUUCGACGUGUUCCUGAUGAUACGCCAGCACCUAACGCAUAUACCUUACCCCCAGUAUUGACGCAUACUGUCGACGCCAGCAAAACACAAGCACCAAUCUAUUCCAUGCGAGCUAAGUUUAUUUUUGGCCACCCUUAUGAAGACUUCUCAGAGACGCCUGGCCCUGCCGCUUACAAAGCAGCCAAUCUUGACAUCGUCAACAAGAAAUCCCCUGGAUUCACCAUGCGACCAUGGACCAAUCUUCCCAUAGAUAACACCAAUAAACCAGGACCAGGAGCUCACAGAAAUGAAAUUGUCUGGGAUAGCAGAAAGAAGAAAGCACCUGCUUUCACUUUUGGCAUUCAUCAUUCACAGUAUAUCACUCCAUUUAUUGAUAACUGUAUUGAGUACGAGUGAUGAUCAGCAAAUUUGAAUAGUCACCACCACCAUCAUCAUCAUCAUCAUCAUCAUGUUCAUUGUUUUGUCAGAGGACCAGAAAGAAUGUUUCUAUAUUGAAUAUAUAUCGAUUUAUCCCCACUGA